Molecule: messenger RNA, 468 nt
Organism: Aureobasidium musti
Lineage: Eukaryota; Fungi; Ascomycota; Dothideomycetes; Dothideales; Saccotheciaceae
Source: the annotation of a GenBank genome assembly
AUGUACACACUCCUGACUCUUCUUACCAUUGCAGUCGCGCUAUUGACCACCGUCAUGGCUCUCCCUCACCAGAAACGCAUAUCCGAGAGCGAACCCUGGCACAUUACUUAUCUGUUCGUCUUCACAGCCACCCCUGGCUCUCAAAACAAUCAAAUAGUUUUCAACUUGCUCGACAACAAUACUGGUCUGCAAACAGACACGAUUUGCGCACGCUCAGUACCCGGCUCUAUAGAAGAUGCGACCAAUUUCUAUCCAUGUGUCAAUGAUGACUUCAACUUCAGAUGGGAUGGAACUACUCUGCGUAUCCAGAGGUUCUAUACAGAUCCAGCUGUUGGGCCAUGUCCUCAGUAUUGUUCUGUCACGGUUUAUGGCAAUGGAACACCCAACUUGACCGUAACCGAGCUCUCUGUAGACGGAAAAGGCGAGACCAAUCCCACAACUCAUAAGACAACCGAAGAGCGGGGCUGA